UGUGAUAAUUUGUAUAGUAGAAUGAAUGUAGCUCGCAAAGAAUAUGGAUUAACAGAUUACUUCAAAUAUCAAGUUAUAAUAAUUUCUGGUAAUAAAUAUUUAAUAGGUGUUCGUAAAAAUAAAGAAUUACGUGAAGUACUAUUGACAAAUUUGAUAGAUUAUUAUACAGAAAAUUUACUUGUAGACGAUAUUAUAAAAAGAUGUCAGGAUUUAAAUCCAGUAUUCAGUGAUACUAUUUUUGAAGAUCUUGUCGAUGAUAUAUUAGUUAAUAUUUCUAAAUAUAUUGUAUCAUCUACUAAAGAUAAUAUAGAAUUGGAAACCAAAAUAGAAAAUGGACGUUUUUUAUUUCGUAUAUGUUUAACAAAAACGAAUCCAGAAUAUUUUAAUAGUUAUUUUAAUGAACAUUUUUAUUCUGCUUUCUCUGAACUUUAUCAUAGAUAUAGUUACCUGUUGAAUAUUAUUAAAAAAAAGGAUGCAGAAAUUGAAGAAUAUAAAGCACAAGGUAUAAAUAUAAUUAAAAAAGCCUUAGUUACAGAAUUAUUUAAUGAAAAUUUAUUUUAUACAGAAUUAAAAAAUGUAAAAUCUUCAGAUAAAAUAAGUACAUUUCUGGAUAUAAUGAAUUUUUAUAAUGCUGUAAGAGAUUUACAAUUUAAUAAUUUCAAUCCAAAACAGACAGUUGAAUCAGCAUCGAAUAUUCUGAAUAGCAACUUCUAUAGUUUUUCUAUAUUUUAA
Messenger RNA from Ceratosolen solmsi marchali, 732 nucleotides. RefSeq lists its product as uncharacterized. Gene Ontology annotation, molecular function: DNA end binding. The transcript has 4 exons. The coding region runs from base 22 to 732 and encodes 236 amino acids. Gene Ontology annotation, cellular component: nucleus; DNA ligase IV complex. The record is from RefSeq and is a predicted model, not a curated record. Gene Ontology annotation, biological process: double-strand break repair via nonhomologous end joining. Lineage: Eukaryota; Metazoa; Arthropoda; Insecta; Hymenoptera; Agaonidae.